GUAAUGAGACCGCGGAGUCCGCCUGCUAGGGAGUGAAGCUGCUGCCCCGUCAGCCCCCUUUCGCGACGCGGCUCGCUGCUUCCGCGUCGGCCGCGAAGGGAUGGGGACUCGCACUCGGAGUCUCCGCGGGGACUCCCGGCCAUGAAAGGCAGGGACUCGGCAGGGAGCUCAGCACCUGCCGCCGCACGGGGACCGCUUGGCGCGGGCGGGCGGGCUCCGCCUAGCUCACUGCUAUGGACAGUGCGAUCACCUUGUGGCAGUUCCUUUUACAACUCCUCCAGGAGCCUCGGAACAAGGAUAUCAUCUGCUGGACCUCCAAUGACGGAGAGUUCAAGUUGCUGCAGGCGGAAGAGGUGGCCCGCCUCUGGGGGAUCCGUAAAAACAAGCCCAGUAUGAACUACGACAAACUCAGUCGUGCUCUCAGAUAUUACUAUGUGAAGAACAUCAUCAAAAAAGUGAAUGGCCAGAAGUUUGUUUACAAGUUUGUGUCUUACCCGGAGAUUUUGAAUAUGGACCCCUUAGCGGUUGGCAGGAUUGAGGGUGAUGCCGAGUCUCAGGCGGGCUUGAUAGAUGUUAGCAAUGCUGCAAAGGACGUGGAGAACUGUGGGAAGGAGAAGCCUCAGCCCUGUGCAAAGUCCUCCAGCCGCAACGAUUACAUCCACUCAGGCCUAUAUUCUUCAUUCACUUUGAACUCCCUGAACUCUUCCUCUUGUGUAAAACUCUUUAAGCCAAUCAAUAUGGAGAACCCGACUGAGAAACUGGUGGAGAAAAAGGGUCCUCAGGAUCCGACACCGUCGGUCAUAAAAUUUGUGACCGUGUCCUCCAGAAAGCUUUCGAUCUCCCCCCUCGCCUCUACCGCUCAGCCACCCUCUACUCUGUCAGCUGCUUCCACUCUCCCUUCUGGCUCAGAUGAGAGUCUCCAGGCUUUGGAGUCCCUGGUAACACCGAAAGCUGAGACGUCCACAUCCUUGCCGUGCUUGACCGCCAAUUUCGCCCCUACUCCUCCUGCAGCCUCCGUUUCUCCUCCUCUCCAGGUUCCUCCCAGGUCUCCUUUGCCACCUUUAAGUUCUGAUCUGGCUAUAGACACAGAUCCUGAGCCUGUGUCGUGCCAGCAGCUGGAACAUUCUCAGAACCAAGUCUUGGAGUUCAAAGAGCAGGGUUCUUCCAUGCUAGAAAAGGAGUUUCGUCAUAGCCGAACUAGAAAGCCUAAAGGGCUGGAAAUUGCUCCCACUCUGGUCAUUACUGGCAGUGACCCAAGUCCGCUGGGGAUACUAAGCCCUUCUCUCCCUACUGCUUCUCUUACACCAGCACUUUUUUCACAGACGCCUAUUUUGCUGACCCCAAGCCCCUUGCUCUCCAGUAUCCAUUUCUGGAGCACUCUCAGUCCAGUUGCCCCUCUCAGCCCAGCAAGAUUGCAAGGUGCUAACACCCUUUUCCAGUUUCCAUCGGUGCUGAGUACUCAUGGACCAUUUACGAUGUCCGGAAUGGACGGCCCCUCCACUCCUGGGCCUUUCUCCCCAGAUUUGCAGAAGACAUAGGGUAUGGCCUUCUGGAAAAAGGACAGGUGGAAAUCAAGAUAAAGAGGUUUCAUCAAAAUGAUGAAAUCUGUUUUCAAUAUGGGGUUUGCAAUUCCACAGAGACAAUAUGAAGAGGCUUAGGGUUUUUUUUUUGCUAUUCCCGGUUUAAAUGCCUUUUCAAAAAUUUCUUUCAAGACAUAAGGGAAUUUUUAUGGAAACGCCUUAAUUGGAGACUGUUCUCCAAGAUCACUUUUCUCACCUGGUUCUUCUGAUUUAAGAAGGCUUCUCUUGGUAAAGCGAUUUUUCUUGAGGGGGGUGGAAUGCAAUGAUUGAUUCUGCAGCAGCUGAUACCAGUCACAACUUUCCUUUUUGACUGGUAACCUUUUGCCCCUUUGCUUCUUGUAUAACCUAUCAAAAUAUUAAUCUCCAUUGGAAGCUGGCAUUCCAAGAAAUACUUGGAAAAUGUUUUUGUUUUUUUUAAGGCUUGCUUUAGGGUUGAUAAUUUCUCUAUUAGUAAUGCAGGAAUGCUGUACGAAAAUAUAUUAUCUCUUUGUAAGAGGAAACUUUUCAGGAGCAUUUUAUGGUGAUAUAGAAGAACUGGGCAAAAUUUUAAGGGUGUUGCCUGUAAAUAGAGAAGAUCUAGUUGUGUAUCCUUUAGCCAAAAUUGUUGAUUCAUCUCCAGAGAAAUGCAUAGCACAUGGAAUGAAUGAAUUGUUUUGGUCUUUAGAAAUAUUUGGAUGUUUUACGUCUGAUAUUGCUUGGUAGGUUUAAAAAACAAAACCCUGGUAUUUAAAGAAGCACACCAUUUUAACUGCAGAUCCUGGCAACUGAUGUUUUGUGGCAUUGGGGUAACCAUAUAUCUGAUAUGCUGUGUGUGGUGUUGUCUUGAUGCUUGAUAAGGUCGUAUGUAGAUCUGACAUUUGAGCAGUGAAUGUUUGCUUGUAUUCUAUUAUUUUAUUCUCCCCUGUCCCCUUUCAACAAAUAAGGUAUCCAAAGAACAGUCAGUGCUGCUCUUGGCUCCUGAUACCUCUGGGUGAUCCACUUUUCUUUUUGGCCACACUCUCACUCGGAUUUAAAGUUUGAGCAUGUUGAUGCUCCUAAAAGUAGAAAUAAUGUGUGGCUAUUUGAAAGUGUUCCUGUUGAUGAGGAGGGUGUGAGUGGGAAAGGGCAAGGUGGUGUGGGCUGCUUUAUAGCCUGAAAGAGCUAAAAGCUGCUUUCAGACUGCACUUAAUCUUGCGGCAAGGGAGUGGUUAAACCAUACUUGAACUGCUCUUGGAUGUCUCCACUAUGAGGAUAGUUUAGAGGUAAUUUGGUGGUCAUGUUAUGCUGGCUUCCUGAUGUGGCGGUCUGGCUUAUAUGACUGGAAAUUGAAAGUAUGAUGGGAACCUGGACAGAUGUUUACAGCAUUAGUUGUUAUCUCUCCAUAGAAAGAGAUGCAUUGAGAGGCAUAGUAUUUCUGCAUAAGUGCUACCCUUAUCUUCUAGAUUUGGGCCAAAGUCCCGAAAGUACCACAAGACCUGUAGCGUCACAUAGCUAUUUGAUGGAAAGGUAAGAUAAAUACCAGGAAUGGUGUUCGGCAGGGUUUUGCUUUUUUUUUUUUUAAUUGGGAAGUGUUGACCAGCUACUUAUUAAGGACUAAAUGCAACUUCAAAAUAUGUACCUAUGUAUGAGAGUCCCCUAGGGCUGAGUACCAUGCUAAAGCAGAAGACAUUAGCUGGUGUCGUCCCCCCCCACACCCACUGAAAUAGAUAUACUAAAUUUCUCCUUCUCCCAUAGAGUUUGUGAUGCACCAUUCACAAGAACAGUCAGAAGUUAAUAUCUUGGACUACCCUUCCAAAACCACUUCUGGUAAGAGGAAAGGAAUGGUGUAAUAUAGAUUAGAACCCAAAGAGACAGCAGAAGGUGUGUUCUUGUCUGUUACUGAAGGUGCAUUGCUGUCAUUCAUUUUCCAGACGUGAUCAGCUAAGUCAUUUGAAAGGUCCAUGUCUGUUGUGCCUAAAUUGAAUGUGCAAUAUUUCCAUAUAUUUUGUUUAAUGCAGACAUGCAGAAAAAUAGCUGCAAGUAGUAAGUGAGAGGAGGCAACCUGCACCCCCGAGUUUGCACAGGGGGUUUGUAUUCUGCCUCAUGGGCUAAAGUAAUGACAGCACUUUUUAAUAGCAGCCAAUCUAGGCUGGCUGCUUUUGGCAUAUGUAUUGGGGGUAGGAGAGAAGUCAGAGCGAGGUUUUGUUUUGCUUUACAUUUCUUCUUGAGUGCUAAAGGAAUGCAAUCAAACUAUUUGUUCUUUUGUCUUCUUUCUCCCAUCACCAAAGGAAACAGGCAGGGUAUCUUUCGUCAGAUAUUUCUUGUGUCGUAUAUGGUGCACCUGUGCUGCAUGUAUAUUUAAAAACAUGUAAGUGAACCAAAGUUGGGCCAUCUUGGUAGCAGUUUUGUUUAUCCAGGUUUCACAAUCUAGCCCCACCAGUCUCAAAAAGAUGCACUGUUGUAAGCUGGCUUGUUAUACUGGGCUGAGGUAUACAUACACCUAUUGCUCUUCUGUUUCGAGUGAUUUGAUAGAGCUCCGUGGCUUCAUUUUGUGGAGGCUUUGCUUUUCUAUUUGGUCUUGACCAGCUCUCUGCUUCAUCCUUGACUUGGUAGGUUGUUGGAGGGCUUACAGCGAACAACUGUCUCGUGCUUUUAGCCACUAUGCUACAGCACCCUCCCUCCACCCCAGUGCCACCUUUGAAGGGUGGAAUUGGUGCAGCUCUAUUCUGUCAGUGAUCCAAGUGCUAGUAGAAUUGGGAUUUCAUGCUGCAAGGUUUCAAAAGAGAUAACCAGCUAAUAUAGAUAUUUUGUAUUUGUGUUUCAGCCAGUUCCAAGGUUGGACAGGUCUUUUUACUUUCAUGCAUGUUCUCUUUUAGUUUUGUUUUUUGAUGUGUUGAAAACAUUUUAAUUUUCACAAGAAGUUUUUCUUAUGCUUUCAACUGUGUGCAAACUUAAGUUAGGGUCUGAUCUAACUUUAAAUGCUGGAUGUUCUAUUUGUGUGUGUGUGUGUGUGUGUGUGUGUGUGUGUGUGUAUAUGCGGAAAGGAAAAUAACCAGGUGUGUCACCGAGUUAAGGGAGUUAACUGUUUCUUAUUUGGGAGUUAUUUGGGAGAGAAGAGCAAUUCUGAUUUGUAUUCUGCAUACUAUGUUGGCAUGAAUUGGUGUCCGAUUGCUCUUUACCUCAUUUGCUCAGUUUUGGCAGUCUUUGGGGUAGCCUAAAUCAUUCAUUGUAUCUGCUAGAGUUAUAUUGUUGCCAACUGUUUUAUUGCCUUUUGAAGUAUCUAAUUGCAUGUAAGCACUUGUUCACACAGCACAUCUUUGUAUUGUAGCAAGAGGGCUGCUGUUUGUUUUUAAAACAGAAAGAGUGAUUAAGGGCUGCCCAAGAAACUAAAUGUUGUUUUUCAAGUUCUAAGUAAGCAGAAAGGACUUCCUUCUUUUACCUUGUGUCAGUUUCCCCAAGCACGUGUAUUGGAUUUCAGCCGCCAUUCACAGUCAUCCCACCAAGUUUUACAGCAGUUGAAGCUGAAACAGAUUGUGAGAGGGCGCAAUGAACCCAUUAUUAUCUUUGAUUCUAUGUUGAGAUUCCUGCAUUGCACGGGGUUGGACUAGAGGGCCCUAAAUUCUGUGAUUCUAAGAAAUGCCAGAGAACUUUAAAUUCUCCAUGGCUGUUAACGGGAACAUAAAUAGUAUCAGUAAGCCACAAGGGAAUGACCUAAUCUAGUGCCGCUGAACACAACAGCUCCUAAUCUUGCCAAUGUGUGCAGCCUUUUUUUCUUGUGGAGAAAGCAUUAGGCUGAUGUCUGUGGCCCUGGAGAAAAGUGUGAUGUGGUCCUUAAAGGGCUCAAGGGUAGAGGAGAGUAUUUAAUACAGUCAUUUGCAAAGUGAAACUGAAGUACAAUUAAUGGGUUGUGGUAUGAUUUGGAAACACAUCUUCUCCCCCCCCCCCCAGGGGCUGUAGUGGUUAGACCUAUCUUAAAAGAUGGAUGGAUAAUAUUUGAUUACCUUGUAUUGUGCUUUGCUUUAUUUUGCUUUUCACAUGUUGUGUAUCAUAUUUGUUAGUUGCUUGGAGAUGCUUGGGUAAAGUUGCUAAUAAUCUUAAACAGUGCUAAUUCCCAUCUUGCUAAACCAUAGCUUAGUGGGUGGAAUUGAGCAGCGUGACUAUUUCACUGCUUGCUUCUUGGUUUAAUAAAGCGACGUUUAGCUGUUGCAUCCCAAAUGGGGAACUGAAUGUUCACCCCGAUCUUAAACCAUCUUCAAACUCUAGUUUAAUAUCCUGGCUAGUAAAUCAAGAUUAAACCACAAUUCCCCAUUUUUGACAUAACAGCUUGCUGUGGCUGGAGCACACAGUUUUGUCAUUUGUUCCCAGCUACUGAACAGUGGUUUAAGCAAGCUGCGAACUCAGCAUC
This is a messenger RNA of Podarcis muralis (Common wall lizard), 5943 nucleotides long. RefSeq names its product ETS transcription factor ELK4 (gene ELK4). The record is from RefSeq and is a predicted model, not a curated record. Gene Ontology annotation, molecular function: sequence-specific DNA binding; DNA-binding transcription factor activity, RNA polymerase II-specific. Gene Ontology annotation, cellular component: nucleus. Lineage: Eukaryota; Metazoa; Chordata; Lepidosauria; Squamata; Lacertidae. Gene Ontology annotation, biological process: cell differentiation; regulation of transcription by RNA polymerase II.